Molecule: messenger RNA, 2901 nt
Organism: Xiphias gladius (swordfish)
Lineage: Eukaryota; Metazoa; Chordata; Actinopteri; Istiophoriformes; Xiphiidae
Gene: lrp11
Product: low density lipoprotein receptor-related protein 11
Exons: 8
Coding region: 256-2031 (591 amino acids)
Molecular function (GO): serine-type endopeptidase inhibitor activity; protein binding
Source: RefSeq, a predicted model, not a curated record
GUUCCGGUCGCGCGGCCGUUCUCCCCCCUCACCAUGACAACGGCACAUUUCAGCAUCGUCACGCGGCAGAGCCGUUACCCCCUCGGCUCGUGAUCUAGAAACGAUUGUUAUGUAAAAUAUUGUGGUGGUUGCUUUGUACAUUAGAAUUCCGGGGAUAUUUUUCAUGUAGGACGGCCGUCUUUCGCCGUCAGGGACCCUCAUGCGUCGGAGACCAGCCAGAGGCAGAGGGAGACGCCGUUUAGCUGCGUGAACAACAUGGCUCUGCUUCAGCAUCCCCGGCUGCUGCUCACUUGUGUUGUGCUGCUGUCCGCGGUCCGACGUACCGACGCUCGGUCCUCUCCGAUAUCGGACCAAAAGUCUAAAAUGUCGGGGGUGGAGGAGCUCUUUGAGGAGUUCCACAAGAAGCUCCAGCAGGACCAGACGUACAGGGUAGGGGAUGUGAUUGACUCCUGCGUGGGCGACUUCAACGCCGUCGGGGAGCGCAUCAUCCGGUCCAAGGCCUCUAUCGAGCAGGGGGCCACCUUCCUGCUGGCCCCGGAGAGGGUGUACACCUGGAAGGACUGCCUGCACGCCUGCUGCUCGCAGCCUCACUGCACCGUGGUGGUGGUCCAGGAGGACCUGAGGCAGCCCGGGGACAGCCUCAGCUGCUACCUGUUCAGCUGCACCUACAGGAAUAAAAAUGUCUGCUCCUUCGCUCCACAGCAAGGCUUCACCACAUACAGCCGGACUCCCAACACAACGCAGGGACACCUCCCUGUUUCACCCAGCGGUUCAGCCAGGAGGUCCGGGGAAGGGCUCCCCGAUGGGGAUGAUACACAAGACGUGGAUGAGCCUCCUCGCAGUGACGCUGGGCAAGAUGUGGUGAUCCAGCUGCCCACAGACUGGGCCGUCCUGGAUGGCCGGGACAGUGUGGACGACCAUGGGAUCAGUCACUAUGAAUGGACCCUUGUUAAAGGGGACACAGCCAUCAAUAUGAAGGCGACCCAUCCAGGGCUAUUGAAGGUUAGUGGUCUCCAGGAGGGUGUGUACACCUUCCAGAUGACAGUCACCGACACAGCAGGCCAGAAGAGCUCCGACAACGUCUCUGUCACUGUGCUGGCACCAAAACACCAGGCAGAAGUGUGCACAGGUCACUGUUCAAACUACCAGUUCAAGUGCGAUGACGGUUGCUGCAUUGACAUCACCUACGCCUGUGAUGGGAAGCAACACUGUCCAGACCGCUCUGAUGAAGACUUCUGCCCAAACUUUGACAGCAGCAGGAAGUCAGUGACCCACACUGACGACCUGCCCAGCCCUCAUCGGCCUGGAGCCCAGACAGAGGAGGCUGAGGGUGGCUCCGUGCUCCAGACUGGGCCCAGGAAGACCAUGGAGAGCAGCAUACCAUCUCAGGAAAGGAGCGAGACUGCUCUUCCACAAAGUCCCGGUCAACAGAAGGCUUCAGCCAGUCAAGAUCCAUGUGCUGCAGCUCCAGUCGUAGGACCUUGUAAAGGCACCUUCCCACGCUGGUACUACGACCGACACGCAGGAGAGUGCAAACACUUUCUGUAUGGUGGUUGCCAGGGCAACCAUAACAACUUCCUCCAGGAAUCCGACUGUGUCAGUGAAUGUAUACAAAAAACUUUCAAACCAGCAACCAUGGCGCCUCCUGUCACCAAACAGACAGAGAUAGGUCCAUUUAUUUUUUUUAAAAACUUACAAAAAAAAGCCUUAAAGCCACAUCAGUAUCUUAGUGUUAACAGUUUACUGCUCCAUAAACUAAGCUGUAUUUGUACUUUUGUCAUAGCUGCCCCUAAAGUCUCCCAGAGCCAAGCAGAGAGCAAUGUCCCUGUGGUGAAACGAUUUCCAGCGAUGGGAGGGCAUCCAGUCCCAGAGUCAGGUGCAAUCCUUCCUCUGGCUCUCGGACUAAUCAUCACCGCUCUGCUGCUGCUCAUGAUCGGCUGUCGUCUCAGGCUUGUUCGUCACAAGCUGAAGAAAGCCCGACCUCUCACCACAGAGGAGUCAGAUUACCUCAUCAACGGCAUGUACCUCUAGAGGAUCAACCAGAUGCAGCAAAUACAAGAACGCAGAGAUCUGACGAAGAGAAUCGUCGAGGGUGUCAUCACCAGAGCCUGAGCCAGGACUUUUUAGAUUUGCACUCCGUAUUUCUUGUCUCUAAUUUGUCCCCACUGCAGGCCGGACACAUCUCAACCUUCUGCUGUCACAGAUGUUUCUAAACACCCCCCAACUGGUAAAUCUGCUGCUGAUAGAUGCUGCCGUCAAAACCAGUGACAUUUAGUCAGAUGCUUGUGAGUUCAUACUUAUGUUGUCUUGAGAAAAUCUGAUUCUUAAUCAAUGAUGAAAUAUCAAUAUUCCUACUUCGAUGCUGAUAUAUUGCUGUCAAUAUUCCCCCCAGUGACUUCUGGGAUAUGUAUCAGAGGCUUUUGUCUGUUUUAUUAAAAUAAUUUUUAUUCCUCAAUUUGGUUAUUUUGAUAUUUUUAUUUUCGUUCAUUUUCCUGACUUGUGCUGCGUGAGAAUAUGCUGUAUUUCUGCCACUGGAUGGCACUGAUAUACCGUAUUUGUGCUGUAGAGUGUACCGGAGUGAAGCUGAACUGAGGGCAGAAAUGUAAUACUCUGGAGUGCCUGUUCUUAAAAUUAUUCUCUAAGUAUCCCAGAAUAAUAAAGCCAUAGUCGUUUCAGUCUGUCAUACCCCACUCCUGCCUGAGUCUGUUGCAAAUUUUUCUUUAUCGAGCAAACAUUAGUGGAGUAUGUAAUUGUAUUUGCGCAGAUGUAUUCCCUAUAAGUGCUGUCUUUCAUGUGAGAUAUUAAAGUUUAUUACAUAUCAGAAAAUGCUGGUGUGAUCUGUUGACAGAUGAUUCACAAAAAUGUAAGACUUCACCUUUACACACAUUUUAAACCCAUUAU